AUCCACAAUCAAAGAGCUCUCAUCCUUACAAGCAGCUUCAGACGUACAGAGUCUUACUCUCCUAAUUCAUGUUUAUAAUUCAAAGAUAACGAGAGAUCCUUGUGUCAUAAUUAAACGGCGUUGCCUCGAAUUAUUGCGCGUUGUUGAUUACCCAUGGACAGCAACCAUACAACAGCUCCCCAGAGCUCUACACUGGAAAUCUACAAGGAUGCAUUCGCUCCCCAACCGCGCCCAAGAACAAGAGCUUGGGAACGUUCCUCCGUCGAAGCUCGUGCCCCGCGACUUCAAGGCCAGAAGAUAUGGAAGAAGGCAGCCCAUAAAGCUCCUCAUGACGACAAGGAGAACUUCGAAGCUGCCUUGGUAGAGCUGGAGAAGGGAGGAGCAGGAAUGAGGAAGAAGCAACGAAUCAUGGGCGCUAAGGAGAACAUCAACGAUGCACAGUGGCAGUUGAUUCAGGAAGGAGCCAACGUCAAGGUCCUGCUGUCACCUAAGAAGAACGGACGACAAUCUCUUGCAGCAGGCAAUGCAGACGCCCUGCUUGUUCCUAGGAAGAGAACGAAUGCGAACCAUCUCAUCACUCCUCGAAAGCCUCUACGAAAGGUACCAAAUGGAAUUCAUCCAAGUACAGCUCCACUAGAACUUCCUGCCGAGCCAGCAAUCAUCAUUUCUCUUAGCCUCGAGACUGGCACGAAACCAUCGGAGACGAACCACUUGAACAACGAGAUUGUAGACGAUGCGAGUAGACUUCCUUCCCCUAGGACGGACAAUAGAACAGCGGACACAGAGCAUAGAACACCCGAGAAACCUGAGCGCCGCAGGAAGUCCUUACGCAAAAGUACACGGAGAAUCACACAGAACGAAAUAUCAGAAGCCAUGCCUUCGGUACCAAUGAACGACAACUCAUCCAAUUCACUGUCGGUUGUAGUCUGGUCAGCUCCAGCUUUCAAAACCUUUCGAGCUACUGAAAGUAUUUCUAAAAUACCAAAUCUGUCAAUGGAGGAAUCUAUUUCGAGUCCUGCAGAGGAACUGGUUGCACAGGCUCGAGUUAUUGAACUCGACCAGCACAUUUCUGAUGAGCGCAAAGUGUUGUCUCCUACUAUUGUGCACAAAUCUUUGGAUGGAAGCCUCGAGCUUGACAAUGAUAAUGCUAGUGGGAACGAGCAUUCUGAGGAGCCGAUAGAUUCCCCACGACACCACCCGAUCCUCAAGGAAUCGUCUCCGGCACUCUCGCAAGAUUCCAACCUCAACAACUCGACAAGUUCUGCUAAAGAAAACACAAUUCUAACAACAAGCGCUGCCGACCUUGAAUCAGUUACACUCGAGUCUAUGGAAAAUAUAGCCUACAACUCUACUCGCGCAAUUACCCCAAGAUCCAACAAGAAGACCCCACAGCGGGGCUCACGGCGAAGUACACGGGUAUCCCCCAUCAAGUCAACGACGUCUUCUUCACAGAGCGCGGAAAUGCAAGCUAUUGUUGAGGCAAGAUCUCUACAACAGACAGCUUCGUCUUCAGCGUCACACGAACUUGAUUGCCUUAUCACGGAGCCCGAGAAUCUCACCAUCUCGCAAUCUUCUGACUCUAUCCCAACUGAACUUCCUGAUCUCCAGAUCGCGCGGGAUCUUAUUGCCGCUUACGGCAAUGAAGACUCUAUUUACGGUGGUUGCGACCCCACGGAAGAAGAAAAUACUUGCGACAGUGGAGUAGCAGAUUCGCUACCUACGAGUUUAGAAGAGACCAGUCAGACGGAGAGUGACGACUCUAUGGAGGAAGGAGAUGUAGGAAAUAGCAACAACCUAGACUCCUGCUUUGAAAAUCCAGCAAAUGAGACCAUCGAGGAAGUGGAACAGAUGCCGCCGACAUCCGUUAUCCAGGAGUCUCAUUCCCAUUCACAAGAGAUUGAGUUUGAACAUUCAAACCCCAAUGAUGAGAUGGAUGUUGACUCCACACUGAUGGAUAUGGUCAUAGAGGAUAGUGAGUUGGCAUCACCUGAUGUCGCACAACUUGCCACGAACAUGAACCAGCCUCUUGAUUUAUUCCCUUCCGUUGGGAAAAUCAACACUGAGUCCAGUGCGUCCGAGCUUGUACGAGAGGAACUAGUCGACGAGACUGUUGAAGAACAUGAAGUCCUUGAACUUAUCUCGUUGACCACAGCAGAAGAUAGAAAAUCUCUUGAGCAAGAAGAUUCCACUGAAGACGUUGAUGCGACGAUUUCGACUGCUUCAACAUUGGCGCUUCUUGAAAAGAACCCUUCGGAUAGCGAACCACGACCACUCGUUGACCACGAUGACACAGACCUUUUAAGAGACUUUGUUACUCGAGUCAAGGCGAACAAAGCAGCAAAAGCCGCCACGGGUAUCCCAAAGAGAAAGCGAUCAUUACCUCAUUCGCCACUUCGACUGCCCUUAGGAAGUGAAGCCAAUUCUUCACCAUCAGCUUCAGACGCCAAGGAUGAUGAAUUCGAUGUCAGUGUCGAGUCUGAAUCGUCGAAAAAACGCAGAAAGCACAACGAUCAUUCUCUAGAUGAAGAUGAACUAACACAACCACGAUCUACACGACGAAGUGGUAGAACGAGACUUCCUAUCAAGAGCCCUCUGGCUGCACCUAGUUUCAUUCCGGUACGCAGACUUGGCCAAGACGGUGACAACACCGUGACUUUGAAGAGGAGCGAAGAAAAAGAACUAGCAGCGUUGACCAAAGUCAACACUCGGAAGAACAAGGGUACUGCUGUUCACCCAGCACAAGUCCUGGCUAAGAAAGCUGAAGAAAAGGAUGAUCCAGCAGCUCGUCAACGGGCACUGAAGGAAGUUUUUGACGAGAAGAUUCAAAAGAAGAAGGAGACUAAGAAAAGCAAGACUGUAAUUUGGGCAGAGCAGCUCGCCCAAUUCCAGACAGAUGAUAAGAAAGUCACAGCUGAGGAGGAAGCAGACAAGGAACAGCCGGUGGUUGAGGAGAAGAAGACUGCAGUCAAAGUAGGGAUGAGGAGUAAGAUGUCUCUGGGCAUGGCCGUCAAUGGCACACCAGCUCCAAAGAGGAAAGUGAGGGGGCGUCCAUGAUCGAGUAUGCAAUGUGGGUUUUGGUGGCUUGUUUGGGAUGAGGAGUAUAAUUCAUGUGCAUUGUAAUGAUUGAACGUUUCAAAACUCCGUGUGAUCCGCCAGUAC
Molecule: messenger RNA, 3159 nt
Organism: Mollisia scopiformis
Lineage: Eukaryota; Fungi; Ascomycota; Leotiomycetes; Helotiales; Mollisiaceae
Exons: 2
Coding region: 154-3054 (966 amino acids)
Source: RefSeq, a predicted model, not a curated record